AUGUCAUCGUCGGCAACGAACGCAACCCCAAGAGAACUCAGAACGUUGUUCGCCCGUUUCGAAAAUCCGAGAAUAACCGUGUCAGACAACCGCACGCAGUUUACGUCCAGAGAGUUCCAAGAUUUUUGCGCCAGGCAAGGCAUUCAACACGUCCAGAGCUCUACUCAAAUCGAAAGAGAGAGGAAAGUUGGAGACACUGAGUUUCUGAAGUGUUAUCGGAGAGCACCGAGUACCUCGACUUCCGGACAAGUUUCACCAGCAGAGUUAUUCCUUGGACAUCAAAUUAGGACAAAUCUCACGCUGCUGAACGAAACUUGA
Molecule: messenger RNA, 318 nt
Organism: Cooperia oncophora
Lineage: Eukaryota; Metazoa; Nematoda; Chromadorea; Rhabditida; Trichostrongylidae
Source: the annotation of a GenBank genome assembly